UUCACAGACUUCAAUCAUCUUGAAUCAUCUUCAGUUUCCAGGUUUGCGAAUUUAAGCAAUUUCAUAGAGAUAGAAAAAGAGAAAUGAUGGGAGGAAAAUCUAGCAAGAACAAAAAAAAUGUUGAAUUUGGUUCACCGUCGACGCCUGUACAAAUCAAGAUUAACUCAGACCGCUGUGGCUGCACCGCCUGUUGUGGCAGCUAUAGCUGGUGCAUUGGCUGUUCCAAGGAUAAUCCGAUACCCGGCUGGUUCACCGAAGGAUGAAGCUCCUUGGACGGAGAUGGUGUAGUGAGAAGGCGGAUUCGGAUUCGUGUUUGGCAUUGAAAAAUUGUUGGUUUGUUAUCUUUAGCACAAGUGUUAUGAACAGCUAAAGGAUAAACUUACUUAAUGUUAUUAGUUGCCCUGAGGUAACAUUUGCUUAAUACAUUACCUAAAGAGACACUUGUAAGGUUUUUAUGUCAUUUAUUUUGGCUUUAUUUAAUCAGACUUGUAUGUUUAUAAAUGAAUGUCUCUGUG
This is a messenger RNA of Arabidopsis arenosa, 515 nucleotides long. The record is from the annotation of a GenBank genome assembly. Lineage: Eukaryota; Viridiplantae; Streptophyta; Magnoliopsida; Brassicales; Brassicaceae.